AUGGGAGGCCGCAGUCUAAGGCCCGCGAGAGUGUACCAAACCGCAUCACGUCUCCUAGAAGCCAACAGCACAAGUCAACCGCCAGUAUGGUAUAACACUAUUGGAUCGAUUCCUCCUGGAGAGAUCUUGACCCGGACACAGCCUGCUCAACAUCGGGCACAGAAGCACAAUUCUCGAAUCCGGAAACCGAGCAAGAUGUUCCAACCGCAGAUAAUCGAGUAUGAAGAGGAUCGAUUGAGACGGCAAUUCCACAAAGACCACCCCUGGGAGCUAGCAAGGCCUCGGGUAGUACUGGAAAAUGAUGGACGAGACGGGCAAAAACACGACUGGUCCAGGAUACGGCAACCAGGAAUGCCUUUAAGCGGGGAGAGUGUCGUACAAAGGCAACUCUGGCUUAUGUAUAAUGGGAGGAGCAAAGCCGAAGCUUAUGAUAUUGCGCGGAAGGAAUUCUAUGCACUACGACACGAGGAAGAGGUUGAACGUCGAGUCGCCAAAGAGGAGGCAUUAUGGACUGGCGCAUACUUCGGCAAAGGGGUUUUGGAGGUUUCGAUGGGAUUGGAAGACAAGAUCUAUGCGGAUUGGAUGGAGUGGGCGACGAAGAAUGUUGGGGAAAUGGACAGGCUGCGAGAAGCUGCGUAUACGAGUGUCCCAACGCCUGAUGAUGCAGUAGAAGAAGACGUGGAUCCUCUUGCUGAAGAACCCGGAUUAGUAUAG
Molecule: messenger RNA, 714 nt
Organism: Venustampulla echinocandica
Lineage: Eukaryota; Fungi; Ascomycota; Leotiomycetes; Helotiales; Pleuroascaceae
Exons: 2
Coding region: 1-714 (237 amino acids)
Cellular component (GO): mitochondrial small ribosomal subunit
Molecular function (GO): structural constituent of ribosome
Source: RefSeq, a predicted model, not a curated record